GUGUUAGCAAAUGUUGAUUGAUGAUGACACAAUUGUUUGGGUUACAGGCUACGUUUCAACUCUUCAACAAGAUAUAAAAAAUCAGUUAUCAAUCAUAUCAGGGGAAAGAGUUAAGCAUAUGGCAGAGAUUAUAUAUGGAAUUCGAAUUAUCAAAAUGUAUGCAUGGGAAAUACCGUUUGAAAAAAUAAUGAGUAAAAUUAGGGAUUGCGAGUUACAAAUACUUUCAAAGUUAGCGUAUCUACGAUGCUUUUCAACAUCAACAUUAUUCUGCUCAGAAAUAAUAGCAGUUUUUCUGACUUUAACUACUAAUGUUCUAUUAGGAAAUAAAAUAGAAAGUCAUGCUGUAUUUGUUGUGGUAUUAAUAUUUUUCAGUAUACUACAAUAUACAAUAUAUUUUUUACCAGAAGCCAUUGAAAGAUAUAUCAAUUUCAAAUCAUCUAUUGAACGGAUAGAAACGUUUCUAACUUUAGAAGAGAAAGAAGAGCAAUUGAAAAUAAUUAGCUGUAUCAAGGGAAGUAGAAAACCAGGAACUGUAUAUGUUAAAGACGUUAGUGCCAAAUGGGCGAAGCAAACUGUAUUACAAGAUCUCAGUUUGAAGAUUAGAAAUGGAAGUCUCUGUUGCAUUGUAGGGCCACCAAGUUCUGGAAAAACAUCCUUUUUGUCUCUUGUUCUAAAAGAAAUUACACCACAGUGUGGGAGAGUUGAAGUUGUUGGAUCCAUUUCAUAUGCAAGUCAGAAGCCAUGGUUAUUUCAAUCGACAGUCAAAAACAACAUACUUUUUGGUCUUCCAUAUAACAGGCACAAAUAUCGUGAAGUUACUCGGAUUUGUGAUUUGGAUGUUGAAUAUCAAAAGUUGCCACUAGGAGAUAGAACGUUAACUUCGGAGAGGAGAGUCUCCGAAAAUUCUAUUCUCAAAGAAAAAAUUAAUAUAGCAAGAACAAUUUAUAGAGAUGCUGAUAUCUAUAUUUUUGAUGAUUGUUGUGUUUCGAUAGAUUCCGAAACUGAAAAGUUCAUAUUUUUAGAGUGUUUCAAUGAAUAUUUGAAAAAUAAAACCAGAAUAUUUGUUACAAGAAAAUUAUAUUUGGCAAGAGAAGCAAGUCUUGUUGUUGUUUUUAAUAACGGCAAUAUAUGUAAAAAAAUAGAUGGGGAUGAUUUGAAGGAAGAAAAUUUCGACUUUUUGAAUUCAGAAGUAAGCAAAGAGGAAAAUCUUUGCACUUCUCCAGGCUGGAAACAAUUUUUAGAAAAAACUGAGUUGAAUAUGCACGAAAAGGAAGAAGAAUUCACGAAUAUCGAAAAUAAACGAAAAUGCUAUAGAACUAUUGCAGAUUUCUUAAGAACAUCAGAAAAAAAGUUCAUAUUUGAAAUUGUGAUUGUUUUUAUGGUAAUUACACAAUUGACUGCGAAUAUUUCUGAUCUAUUGCUCCUAGAAUGGAUGAAUCAUUCGAUCAAUGAGACAUAUUUCUACCAGGCCGAUAACAAUUAUGUUCAGUUAAACGAAUCUUCAACAAUAAUUAUAUUAUAUCAUAAACUUGUUCAUGAUAUAUUCCACGGAAUUUCCUUGAAUCAAGAAAAAUCAGAUAUUAAUUUUGAGUCAACAAUACUGAAAAGUAGCCGCGAUGAUUUCUACAUUUGCUUUUAUGCGGGGUUCAUUUCUAUUUGCAUCAUUUUCACUGCUGUAAAGACUCUUCUGUUUCAUACACUCUGUAUGAAAGCAUCAAGAGGAUUGCACCGUAAAAUGUUUGAAAACAUUUUGUUCUCUCCUAUAAAGUUUUUCGAAAAUUUUCCUGCAGGUAAAAUUUUGCAGAGAUUCUCCAAGGAUUUGAACGUUAUAAACGAGUUAUCGCCCAAAGUUUUUAUUACUCUACAAAUGUUUGCUGCAGUAUUUGGUGCUUUUCUGCUAAUAGCAUAUGCUAUACCAACAAUGAUUUUACCAAUUAUUCUCAUUACGAUAUUAGGCUAUCUUUUGGCUUCAUGUUUUCUCAUCACAAAUCGAGGUUUACAGAGGCUUGAAAAAAACUCACAAGUGGCCGUAGAGUAUUUUUUGGCCACGUCCUUUUAUGGAGUUUCCAAUAUUCGAAGUGCUGGAGCAGAACAAUUCAUUACAGAGGUUUUUGAGAGUUUGCUUGAUCAACACACCAGCGUUUAUUCUUUAAUUCUAAUGACGAGUGAAUAUAUUUGUUUCUAUUUGGACUUUUUUACCGUGUUGUUCUUAGCAGUUGUUACAUUUUUCAAUAUUUCAGUUGGAAUGAAUAACUCUCACAGUGGUUAUAUAGGAUUACCAAUUACGCAGGCGAUAAUAUUAACAGAGUUACUACAUGUAGGAAUCAGAGAAACUAUUGAAGUAUUAGGUAAACUUCCCUCUCUUGAAAGAAAUCUGAUGUAUACAAAGUUGAUAACCGAGAAAGUUGAUGAAGCUACUUUAAUUCCGAAGAGUUGGCCUUAUUGUGGAAAAAUAGUUUGCAAAAACGUUUAUAUUAAAGAAAAUGAUGGUCGUGGCUCUCGCCUUAAGAAUCUAAAUAUUGCAGUCAAACCCGUAGAAAAAAUUGCAGUUGUCAGCCGAAACUCUGAAGAAAAAUGGGCUCUAGUGAAUUGUCUUUAUCGUUUAGUUAAAGUAGAGGGUCUAAUAACACUCGAUGAUGUUGAUACGAGUCAAAUAAGUUUGAAUAAAUUGAGGUCGUCAGUUACUAUAAUAACACAAGAGCCUAUAUUAUUCUCGUCAUCAGUGAGAUUCAAUUUGGAUCCACUGGAGUGUGCCAGUGACGACAUCUUAUGGAGGGUAUUGGAAGAGGUUGGAAUGAAAACUAGUAUUCAAAGUCUAUCUCAACCAAUUAUAGAUGGAGGAAUCAAUUUCAGUUACGGUCAAAGACAGUUACUUUGUUUAGCAAGAGCUAUACUUAGGAAUACAAAAGUUGUCAUAAUAGACACUAGUCCAAACAAUCUUGAUCCAAAUACUUACAGCUUGAUGCAGAAAAUUAUCAAAGAAAAAUUCCGAAAUUGCACAGUGAUAACCCUAGCUAAUAAUUUAUCAUCAGUUAUGGAUACUAGUAGAAUUUUAGUACUCGAAGAAGGGAACGAAGUAGGAUACGCCCAUGCUAACGAGCUACUUCAGAAUCAAGAAAGUAAUUUUUCCAAGAUUGUUAAAGAAGCUGGACCAGCUAAGGAAGCGAUAUUGAGAAAACUUGCGAAAGAUUAUUUUGAUCUCAGAAACCUUGGCAUAGAAUUCAAAUUCUCCCCAAAAUAAAAAAAUUAUCACAGA
This is a messenger RNA of Diorhabda sublineata, 3256 nucleotides long. RefSeq names its product ATP-binding cassette sub-family C member 4-like. Lineage: Eukaryota; Metazoa; Arthropoda; Insecta; Coleoptera; Chrysomelidae. The record is from RefSeq and is a predicted model, not a curated record. Gene Ontology annotation, molecular function: ABC-type transporter activity; ATP binding; ATP hydrolysis activity. The transcript is spliced from 14 exons. Gene Ontology annotation, cellular component: membrane. The coding region runs from base 11 to 3241 and encodes 1076 amino acids. Gene Ontology annotation, biological process: transmembrane transport.